Molecule: messenger RNA, 1642 nt
Organism: Heterotrigona itama
Lineage: Eukaryota; Metazoa; Arthropoda; Insecta; Hymenoptera; Apidae
Source: the annotation of a GenBank genome assembly
AUGCAGUUCUUGGCCACUGAUUUAGAAUCACUUACAAUUUUCGAUGUUUUACGCGUUCUUGAUCAAACUGACCAAGGGUUUGAACGAAUUUUAUUCAACUAUUAAGAAAUUACACACUCAUAAUUUUUGUCAUUGAGUUGUUCCUAAUUAGAAUUAAGAAACAAACGAUAAUUUAUUCAUUGUAUUAGAAAUACUUAAGUUCUUUUAAAUUUCAUGAAAUUAUAGGGUAUUGUGUUUCAUAAAAUCUAGAUGGAAGACACAAUGAUGAAGAACUAUUUUGCAAAAUCUUGGAAUUUUCUUCUACAGCAAUAUAGUUUUUCAAUAUUAACUGAUUUAAAAAAAAAUAGAAGCAAAUUAAAUGUUGCAUUAACAACAAUAAUGUUCCAAGAAGCCUAUGAAAACAAAUCCUUGGAAUUUCUUUUCUUAAACAGCUAAAAUGAUUAAAAUUGCUAAUGUUAGAUAACUGAAAUUCGGGAUAAAUUUGAUUUUAUUUUGGUUUUAUUACUCUACAGUCUCCGUGAUAAAAACUGGGAAUAAAAUUGAGUUAAAUUAAAUUUACUGUUAUGGUUCCAAAUAAUACCAGUCAAGAGUCGAAGAAUAACAUUUGUUGAUAUAAAUUAACUGGGAAAAAAAGCUACGAAUGAAAUAAAACGAUAAAACGCACCGUUGAUUCUUAAUGAGUUAAAAUACGAACAAGUUUUGUAACUGCAGUCGGAAAAAAUAAGACAUAGUACUAUAUAAAAUAAGAAUGGACAAACGUUUUGUCAUCGUCUAGCAACUCACAAGUGUGUAUCUUUUCGCAUACCACGAGGAAUUAUUGAAACAGUAUUUGCGUCAGGACAUGAAGGAUUAACAUAUAUAUGCGUAAUACUGUGUAUACUUGCUCACGAACGUGCAUAUCUCGGUAGCUAAUGAAAUUUCUUAUUUUAUUGUAAAAAAUUUAUUGCUUUAAAGUAUUAAAUUUAUUGCUUUAAAAUCCUUUAAAUUUAUCAAAAAAAAAAAAAAAACAAAACCGUAUAAAACUGAGAGAGUGAUCCUAAUUCAAUGGCCAGGGACUGUGGAACAAAUCGUGUUGAAUCCGUGCAACGCUGCCAAUGAAUCAACCGAUGGACAGGAUCGAUGGAUGGACGAUAGAGGCGUGUCAGUGGUAUUUCCGAUUCGUCGAGGCAGAGGUGCCUGGAAGCGUCUUAUUCCCAUCUCUAGAAGCGAGACGAAUGGUCGAUUAAAAGGGAGAGGAGCGACCUUGGUGUCGCGCGGACGAAGAGGGAUAAGGGAUAAGCCCAGCCGCGUUCCUGACCUAAAAAGCAUCUUCCUUUUUCUCCAGCCGGUGAACAUACACGCGAGGACUCGUUCCGCGAAUUGCGUGAAAUUACCAAUCUUGAAUUCCAUACGGCAAAAUCUUGGAAACGAAAAUUUCCACAGCCUCGGAAUUCAACUAACCUGCAACUCGCCAGCUUCAUCUAGCGAGCCGUGGCCAUUAAAUCGUCAUUACGUCAUUAUUGAAUUCCAUGCUGCGGCGGUUAUCGCGACCGCAUCGGCUUCGAUAGAAACGUCAAACAUCGGCGAUGGUUCGGUGGGCCGCGGGCAGUUAUUCGGUGGAUUUGCUACGCCAGUGUCGGCUGGCACGCAACAACAAGCCUGA